AUGGCUUCGCGAAUCGAUUCACUCCCAUUUUUCCUCAUUUAUUUCUCCUUUUUGAUAGAGACAAUCGCGCAAAGCCCAUUCGAUUUCACUGAGUGCAAUGGGGUGAAAAUCUGUCUUUUAAGUCCAUCGAAUUGUCUCCAAAAUACGGACACUUGCACGAAUGGUGUGUCGAUAAAACAAACGGGUGCAAAAACGAUCGAAAUCGAACUCUUUGCGAAUAAUCUUCCCUAUAUGGGAUGGAUGGCGAUGGGAUUUCAAGGAGUCGCUUGCAAGAAUAUUGAAGGAACUGGAGGACCGUGUAUGGCAAACACACCGGUGACAGAAUGCUCAUGGACAAAUGGACGACAAAUGACGGCUGGACUCUCAUACAAUGAUGCGACUCCACAAAAUCUUCGGAUUACGAAUGUUGAUGCUCUGAUGAAAGCGAUUAAUUUCACGCAAGAAGUUGUGACUCAAGUCGAGAAUAUGACAUAUUGUCGAGUAUCACAAAUGGUUACAGCCGCUCCACUCAAUGGAGUUUUUGAUGCGGAUAAACGUGCCAGGUCAUCGUUAUUUCCGCGAUAUUCCGCUCUCAAUAUGCCGUUUGAUUUCAACGAGUGUUUAACGAAAAAACAUUGUGUUUUUGGACCAGCGAAUUGCGAAAAGGAUAAAUCCUGUAUUCACGGAGCGAGCAUUAGAUUGCUGGAGAAGAAAGAGAGUGAAGUGAUCGAAGUGGAGAUGUGGUCGUCGGAUCUCCCAGAAUGGAUGGGAGUAGGUGUUCAGUCAAAGGAAUGCGAUGAGGUUGAGGGAAAUGGAGGACCGUGUUUUGCCAACACCCCGACAGUCGAUUGUUCGGUCACUGGAAAAGGGAGCAAAAUCGGCCUCUCCUAUAUGGACUCGUUCGCUCGAAACACUCGAAUCAAUAAUCUUAAGGAGUUGAUGAAUUUGACGGAAUUGCGAAGCCUUCGUUUCACCAAGAAUAGAAUCACCUAUUGUAAAGUGGAAAUGCUCAAUGGAAUGUCGAUGAAAGGAGUCGGGAAUGGGCACAAGGUUCUCCAGAUCGAUCCGACCAAAUCGUAUCUGUUGUUGACCGCUCAAGGGCCCAGCAAUGGAACAACUUUCACCUCGUCUUUGAUCUCGACGAUUCGAGCGGGUUUCGGAAAAGGAACCUCUAGAGGCACACAAGCACCAAUCCUCAGAACUAAGAAAGGAUUCGACACAACAAUUGAGAGCACAAAGAAAGUGGCGCCUUUUAUCAGUUACACCAAAUCAAUGAGACGAUUUAUUACGAAAAGGACGACACCAAGUCCUAUUGGACCAAUGGUGAGAAUCGAGUCUCAUGUAAUCGAUGAGUUGAAGUUAACUCCUCCGCCAAAAAAGGACUCCUCAUCAUCCCACACAUUCACUUUCCUCGUCUCAGCGAUUUCUAUCAUUCUUGUGAUUCUUUGGUGCUUG
This is a messenger RNA of Mesorhabditis belari, 1434 nucleotides long. The record is from the annotation of a GenBank genome assembly. Lineage: Eukaryota; Metazoa; Nematoda; Chromadorea; Rhabditida; Rhabditidae.